CAGGGAUGAGUGAGAAACGGGGGCGCGCGGAGAGGACGCGUCGCGUCUUCGAAGUGAACGAGCGCGUCUAAAGGAGUUUCGGCGCAGGGAGGAGUACGGGCUCCGGAGCGGAGCAGUGAUCGGAGGGAGGGACGGGUGGAGGGAGGGGGCCGGGGGACCCUGGAGGAGAGCGUAGCGCGUAGAGCGUGGAGCGCGGAAAGCUGAGCGGAGAGCGGGGGACUGCCCCCGGCGCGCGGGGGGCGGAGCGGCAGGCAUGCGCUGAGCUGGCAGAGCCGGGGCCAGUCCGCCGCGCGCGACGACACGGAGACACGGGCUGGCUCGCGUCCGGCUGCUGUCUGCGUUCAGACGGCCGCGCGGAGACCACCCUACCGCUCGCGUCUCCUAACGGCGGAGGAGACACCGCGACCAAAAAGGACAAGAGUGAGAAAGGGAGAGGGAGUCGGACGAGGACAUCCGUGACCGUGUCGGAAGAUAACUGACAGACAGAGAGACAGCCCGUGCUCGGGGACUCGACGCCCGAGGAAGAGGUCCUCCUUCGACCGUGCCCGCUCUCCGGUUCGCUCAGCUAAGCUCCCCCUCCUGGGACCGACCGAGCGCCCGGCCGGUGCAAACCGCACUUCGACCAGCGUCGCAAGCAGGCGAUGCGCCGCGAACACACGACCAGCCGCCGAGUAAUUCUGACACUUCAACAACCUGUGGUUUUCAUACCAGAACCAUUAAUUCUCUCAUGAAAACUACGGAGACUGUACAUCUCCAACGGCUUUCUGGAGGCAAGAGGACCAAGUCAUUCCUGAAAAUUGACGGUCAAGAUCUCAUUUAAGCCUCCUCGUUCUUCGACGGGAAAAAAAUCGCCUCAGCGGCGCGUCGUCCCGCUGCUGCUCUUCUCCUAUCUUUUUUUUUUUCCUCCCCAAACUGUCUCAUUUUAGAAUUAAUACCGACAAUGGUGAGGCGACCGCCUGCCUUCCUCGACACCUGAUUUAAGACACAAGUAUAUUCUCUGACGUGAGAAAUUCGAAAAAAGAAAAAAACAAAGCAAAAAAAAAAAACAGUGAUAAACAUACAAGGAGCUGCUAGUGUAGGACAACUGGAAUUUGACUGGGAGACUGAACGAAAAGUUCCCCGAAGAGGGCAAGAGAAGAAGCGGAGCCCCGUGUCCGCAGGCAUUGAUUUCCCCCCUCAGGUGGCUGCAGCUGGGUGGGCGCUGUCAUGCUUUCUCUGGACGAACCGCUGGACCUGAAACUCCCGCGGGGGCGAGUCAACGGGCGGGACCGGCCAGCCAGGACCCCACCGACCCACAUCGCCUCCCCACUCCACGCCAAGCGUGCCCGGCAGCUGCGCAUGGCUGACGACGGAACGGCGGUCAUCGUGCCUGCCUCCCCAGCCUCCCCACACACGGGUGUGCCUGUCAUCCCCCAGGAGAAGCCGGAGCCCCGGACCCCACCGGCUGUGGACCUCAGUGUUUCCCCUUCGUUUCGCCACGUACCCUCCCCCCAGGAGCAGUGCAACGGCAACGGGGUCAGCUCGCUCUUCCUGGGGGACUCCGCACACAUCCGUUACCUGGAGGGCGGAGUGUCUUCGCAGGCCUACCAGUUCUUCCUGCCUAUGCACUCGCCCAUGUUCAUUGGCCAGGCGAAGGAGAAGCGCGCCUCUCCUGACCUCUCAGCGGACGAGCAGCUGGCCUGUCGAUGGAGGAAGUGCCAUGUGCUCUUCGACUCCCUGCAGGACCUGGUGGACCACGUCAAUGACUUCCACGUCAAACCCGAGAAGGAUUGUGGGUACUGCUGUCACUGGGAGGGGUGUGCUCGCAAAGGACGAGGUUUCAACGCCAGGUACAAGAUGCUGAUCCACAUCCGCACACACACCAACGAGAAGCCUCACCGCUGCCCGACCUGCAACAAGAGCUUCUCGCGCCUGGAGAACCUCAAGAUCCACAACCGCUCCCACACAGGAGAGAAGCCGUACAUCUGCCCGUACGAAGGCUGCAACAAGCGCUACUCCAACUCGAGCGACCGCUUCAAGCACACGCGCACGCACUACGUGGACAAGCCCUACUACUGCAAGAUGGCGGGUUGCCUGAAGCGCUACACGGACCCGAGUUCGCUGCGCAAGCACAUCAAGGCCCACGGGCACUUCGUGGCCCCCGAGCCCCCGCCGCCGCCCGGGCUGCUGAAGCCGGGGCCCAUCGGGGCGGCAGGCGGGAAGGAGGCGGAGUUGCCAUACGUCAGCGCCGCCCACAUUAUAAUCCCGGGCCCCGCGGCCUCCCUCCUGGGGGGUCACCCCCUGCAAGGUCUGGGCGCCUCGCUUCCCCUUUCUCCUCUCAGUCCUCGGCCCCUGGACUUGAGCGCCGUGGGCUGCCCCGGGUCACCGCCCCCUGGGCUGGCUGGCACCCCCGUCCUGUCUCUGAACGGCUCUCCCCUGAGCCUGGCCAAGUCCCCGCUGCUCUCGCCCGCCUUCUCGUCGGCGCUGGGGGCCCUGCCCAUGGUGUCUCUGCUGGGGGCCGAGCGGAGGGCCCACGGCCGGCUCAGCGGGAAGGGCAAGGCUGGCGGGGAUGCGGCUGAGGACGGAGCUCUGGGGGGCCUCCCGGGGGCCGUCCUCAACCUCUCCACGGGAGCCGGCCAUGACCCCCUGUCCCCCGGGUGGGUGGUCAUCCCCUCCGGCCCCGUGUUGCUGAAGCCGGCCGUGGUCAACUGAGACGCGUGUUCCGGGAGAGCUCUCCGCGGGGUCACAGGUCGCUGCGCCGGAGGGGUUGCCACACACAGACCUGCUGUUUUUAUAGCGUCAAAAUAGUGUGAAUGUUUCGGAGUGAAGGAGGGAAAAAGCAAAAGAGAAAAAAAAACUGACCCUAAACUUUAAGAGUUCUGGCAUCCUGCCGCCUUUAGCUUGGCACAGUGCUGCGAGAAAAAAAGCGACCAGUACACGGACCUGCGUUUCCCUUCAGGUCCACGUUCAGUCCCCUUGCUUUUGCCCCCACCCAAGCCCUGUUUGCACCUACACGUCUCCUGCACCUGUGAACUCGGAGAACAGCGGGGUAAAACAAGUGAGCAGUGAGUUAAAACAAGGUGUUGGUACGAGUGAGCGCCGGGUUGCGCAACGCCCUGGGGGCGGGGGGAGGGGGUGUAUCCGUGACGACUGCAUGUGAGGGUCCGGCUUAGCGGAAGCGGGGAACGUGCAGAACCCGUGGUCCCCUGGUGUUGCUGCGGCGCUCACCCGCACCCAACAGCGGGUCCAAACACCUCGGGAACUCAAGAGAAUGUGGGCACAUUUCAAACCGACAAUUCGUCUCGGUCAAGAGAGGAAGUUCAAUGAAAAAUGGCAGCGCAUCCCGACUCGGUGCCCGUGACAUCACCUUAACCGAGCCACGCGGCACCGGCGCGGCCGAGGACCUGCCGGGUGUCAGUUGACGCGGAGCGUUGCGGCGCUCCACCCUCAGCAGUUCCCGUUCCUCAGCAGGAGGCGAGACACCCAGGCGUUAUCGGCUCCCCCCGGUGGACAUGUCUCUAAGUGCAGGUCGCCAGUCAGCGUCCCCACGGCACCCUUGUGAACUUUGCCCUCGUUGGGCUUGGCGCUGAUGGACGCGGGACUGUACUUGAACGUACCCCUGCUCCUCAACACCGUGCUUCUGCGUUCCGGCAUCAAACCGAACCAGUCAGCCUUUAGAAGAGCCAACAGGAAGUGGAAGAAGGGAGGGAGACCGCGUGAAACGUGGGGGACAGGGAGGACACCGAGCGACGACCAACAUUGUGGGCCGACGCUCAUCAGUUCAACACCGGAAGGUUUCCUGUAGAAGAGCCGUGGGUUUUAUCUCGACCCAGAAGAGCACUUACUGCGGUUUUCAUUGGCUCCACACUGCUACAGAAGAGAAGCUAGAGUAAAAGUGCCCCCCCCAGCAGGUCCAGAAAACACUUCUGGAUUCUUCCACCUGUUCAUCCGUCCUCCUCGCUCUUCCUCCCUGCGUCUGCUCUCUGUUGGGCUCCAGGUGUCGAGUGAGACGAUGGUCCAAGCGCACCGGGAGGAAGAGAGAGGAGGAAGGAGCGGAAGGUGUGUGAUGAGAGACCAAGGGGCCGAGUGGCGCCACCCCUACAAACCUCCCCUCCCCCCCCCCCCCCACUUGUACAUUUCCUCCAAGGUGUUUUUAUCCUGAAACAAAAAUACUUGUUGCUGUUUUGCAGUUUUGUUUUUCCAGACGAGACAUUUUCUCAUGUUGAAUAAGCUUUGUUUCCUUGUCUCUCCUGUCGCUGCUCGACACUCGGCUUUCUCCCAGGGCGGUGUGUGUGCCGUCGGCAGGGGUGUCCGUGCCGGAGAGCUGGCUGAGAGUAGUGCUUGGGGGGUCUCACUGCGAACACACACACACAGCACAGCCCUCCGACGUAGAGGAGUUUCGCUGGCAGACUGUGAUUCGGACCCGUGUGUAGGGGACAGUUUGGUCUCAUAUGGAGGACAGCAACAGCACUGCCAUGACAGCUGUCAGUCCGGCAGAGACCGGUUACGAGCAGCAAGUGUUACUAGGUGUGUUCUGUUAAAAAGGACAAACGGUGUGAAUACAAAACCGUGGUAAAGACCAAGCGUGUGAUCUUUACUCUGAGUAAAGACGCGGCGGCUUCUUUGAGUCGUUCAACCUGCUAGUGGCACAGAUGUCAAAAUCGUAUCUGUCCAAAUACCCUCCUGGUGAAGAAGGACACCUUCGGGGGAAAGAUCCAGAGGGAGAGCGAGUGACCAGACCCGAGCCCCCCGCUUCUUCUUAGACCUCCGGCGGAGAGCGGAGAAGUGCACGCUGGGAGACAGUCAGCAGCCCGUCCUUCAUCUCUUCUCUAGGAUCACAUCUGCUAGUGUGAUUUUGACCUUCCCCACACACAGACCCCCUCAGCGCUGCUCUCAGUACCAAGCAUCUCUGGUUCCUGUGAGGUUGGCCGGAGGAAGGCGGCGCUCGUCCUCAGUGGACGAAGGGCCUGUGAUGUCAGAUGAUGUCAUGGGGGGGGGAGUUGGCAGAUGGAGCUACAGCUUCCCUGACAACACUGGCUUCUCCCCGCUUUCCGGCCCACCCUCUGCGCUCGUCGAAGGGCGUGUGCGCGGACAUCUGCGCGUUCGUGUUUGCGGGGCCCCCUAGUGGAGAAAGCCGAGACUGACACAGAUCCUUCCAGGAUCCACACAAUUCAAUAUAGAGAAUAAGCUGUUCGACCCAUUAACCCUUUGCGCACAGUAGAAAUCUUCCAGCACUUCUUAAAUAGCGAAAAUUUCUUCCAGAGAUGUUUGAAGAGCAACGAUACUAUUUGCUCACAUAAAUCGCAUAAUUAUUUUUACAUGGACAUCAAAAGCAAGUCGGUUCAGUGAAAUAAAGAGCGAAGGCAGCGGCUCCGAUAAAAAAAAAAAAAAAAGCC
Molecule: messenger RNA, 5375 nt
Organism: Scleropages formosus (Asian bonytongue)
Lineage: Eukaryota; Metazoa; Chordata; Actinopteri; Osteoglossiformes; Osteoglossidae
Gene: glis2b
Product: GLIS family zinc finger 2b
Exons: 7
Coding region: 1207-2691 (494 amino acids)
Biological process (GO): regulation of transcription by RNA polymerase II
Cellular component (GO): nucleus
Molecular function (GO): DNA-binding transcription factor activity, RNA polymerase II-specific; RNA polymerase II cis-regulatory region sequence-specific DNA binding
Source: RefSeq, a predicted model, not a curated record